CACUACUACACUCUGCAAAUAAAGUCUAAACCCCUCUGUUUUCCCCUUCUCCCCUAGCAACCACCACCGUCACCGCCACCGCCACCGGCACAAUGGGGAAAGGCGGCGCACUCUCCGACGGCGUAAUCAAGAAGAUCAUCCUCUCCUACGCCUACGUGGCGGUGUGGAUCUUCCUCUCCUUCACCGUCAUCGUCUACAACAAGUACAUCCUGGACAAGAAGCUCUACAACUGGCCCUUCCCAAUCUCCCUCACCAUGAUCCACAUGGCCUUCUGCUCCUCCGUCGCCUUCUUCCUCGUCCGAGUCGCCCGCCUGGUGGACCCGCCGUCCACGCCUCUCUCCCGUCACGUGUACCUCACGUGCAUCAUCCCCAUCGGCGCCCUCUACUCCCUCUCCCUCUGGUUCUCCAACUCCGCCUACAUCUACCUCUCCGUCUCCUUCAUCCAGAUGCUCAAGGCCCUCAUGCCCGUCGCCGUUUACUCCAUCGGAAUCCUCUUCAAGAAAGACGCCUAUAACCCCUCCACCAUGGCUAACAUGGUCUCUAUCUCAAUCGGCGUCGCAAUCGCCGCGUACGGCGAGGCCAAGUACGAUUCCUGGGGGGUAUUGCUGCAGCUCCUCGCCGUCGCGAUUGAAGCCACCCGAUUGGUCAUGAUCCAGAUCUUGCUCACUUCAAAGGGAAUCAGCUUAAACCCCAUUACUUCCUUGUACUAUGUCGCCCCGAGUUGUCUCCUUUUCCUCUCCAUUCCAUGGCUCCUCGUCGAAUUCCCCGCCCUGAGACAGAGUUCCAGUUUCCGAUUCGAUUUCACCGUUUUUGGGACCAAUUCCCUCUGCGCAUUCGCCCUCAAUCUCGCCGUUUUCCUGCUCGUCGGCAAGACUUCGGCUCUGACCAUGAAUGUCGCCGGCGUGGUCAAAGAUUGGCUCCUAAUCGCGUUCUCGUGGUCGGUAAUCAAGGACACUGUAACUCCGGUCAAUCUUCUCGGGUAUGGAUUGGCUUUCUUGGGAGUUGCGUUCUAUAACCACUCAAAACUACAGGCAUUGAAGGCGAAAGAAGCUCAGAAGAAAGCUCAGCAGCAGACAGACGAAGAAAGCGGGAAGCUAUUGGGCGAGAGCGGCGGCGAGGAGCUGGGGAAGAAGGGCGAUGCACAGGCCUAAUUUCGUAAUUUCGCUCGGAGAAAUUCAAGAAAAAAAAAAUAAGUGUGUUGUGGAAGAAGUACACAGAUUGAGGAGGGAUUCCGGCGUUGACUGUCGGUUCCAUGUAUUUUAGUAGAGUUUUAAACUUUUAAUCUAAAUCAGCCUCUUAGGCUGCAGAUAAGCUUAUUUUCAUCUUCCACAAUUUUUGUUUAUUUUGUUUUCUUUCUUUUUUUCCUUCUGCCUGUGUAUUAGGAACUGUUUAUGAUUAUGAAUUUCUGAUUUAUACAGUUGAUUAAUAAAAUAAAAUUAUACCCUUCAGAAGA
Molecule: messenger RNA, 1453 nt
Organism: Ipomoea nil (Japanese morning glory)
Lineage: Eukaryota; Viridiplantae; Streptophyta; Magnoliopsida; Solanales; Convolvulaceae
Product: probable sugar phosphate/phosphate translocator At4g32390
Exons: 1
Coding region: 93-1151 (352 amino acids)
Cellular component (GO): Golgi apparatus; endosome; trans-Golgi network
Molecular function (GO): antiporter activity
Source: RefSeq, a predicted model, not a curated record